AAGUAAUCGUAAAACGUUUUCAUCACGGUGUUUCUCAUUGAUUGAGAAGUUCGCACGCCGAAUUUGAUUGAAAAAUGUGGUUGUGAAGAAAAUUUUCGGUUCAUGCUUUUAAAGUUUGUCAAUAUUUUGUGAAAAAGUUGUCGUUAAACGAUACUCGAUUGAUUUUUAACGUUCAAAGUGAUGAAUAUUUUCAAAAGCACCUUUUUAUGUUGAAAAUCCAUUGUUUUUUCCCGCUAUUUUCGUGACAUGCGGUUUCUUUUCCAGAGGUAUUGUUCGAGUUUUUUCUGCGAAUCUGAAGUUUACCGCAAGUAGUACUUCAUCCAGAGUAUCUUUUCUUACACGCCCAUAUGACCGAAUUUGUUGAAGGAUGGACUAUUGUGCAAACCUUAGGAGAAGGAUCCUACGGAGAGGUGAAGCUGUUGACGAACCGAAAUACCGGCAGUGCGGUCGCUAUGAAAACAAUAGACUUGGCGAAACACCCAAACGUCGUAAAAGCCGUGAGAAAAGAAAUCAUUAUCCAUAAAGAUCUUUCGCAUCCGAACAUCAUAGGCUAUUAUGGUCAAAGACAGAAUGACACGAGUGUGUACAUUUUCCUCGAAUAUGCCUCCGGUGGAGAAUUAUUUGACCGAAUUGAGCCGGAUGUUGGGAUGUUACCGGGCGAAGCUCAGAAAUUUUUCCAACAGUUGUUAUCCGGUGUUGAAUAUCUACAUUCCAGGGGAAUCGCACAUCGUGAUCUGAAACCAGAAAAUUUGCUGUUAGACGACAGUGGAAAUUUAAAGAUCAGUGAUUUUGGCAUGGCGACGUAUUUUCGACUCGACGGCAGGGAAAGAUUGUUAGAAAACCGUUGUGGAACUUUGCCUUACGCCGCGCCGGAAGUUUUACUGAAUUGUUACGCUUACGCCGCUGAACCUGUAGAUAUCUGGUCUUGCGGUAUCAUUUUAGUCGCCCUAUUAGCUGGAGAGUUACCGUGGGAUCAGCCUUCGAACGAUUGCGAAGAGUACAAAAAUUGGAAAAGUGACAAAUACAUGCAAGUUACUCCCUGGUCCAAGUUGGACACGAUAGCGUUAUCUCUUGUGCGAAAAAUUUUAGUACCAUCGCCCAAAGAUCGGUAUACAAUAGCCAAAAUCAGGGACCAUCGUUGGUAUAAUAAACGUUUCUCUGACAAUUUCACAUCUUGUGAUGUUACGGAUUCCGCACGCGAGUCUAAAUUAUGCAAAUCUCAGCCUCAAGAUUCGUGUAACAUGGAGAUAACUCACGAUUCCAUGUUCGAUAAUGGAUAUUCGUUCUCGCAACCUACGCAGAUUGAUGAUUUGCUUAUAUCAACUCAGUUAUUAUUGUCGCAACCAGCUAACGCUAACACGAAUUGCGUUCAAAGAUUAGUUCGACGUAUGACUAGAUUUUUCGUUACCGUUAACGUGGACCAAGGUGCGGCCUGCUUAAUCGAAAUAAUUGAAAAGCUAGGCUAUUCGUGGAAAAUUUUUUCCGCUGGAGUGAUUACCAUUAGUACGUUGGAUCGUCGUAAAUCACCGUUGACUUUCAAAGCGAGUAUUUUAGACAUGGAUGGUAGAACUUUGAUGGAUUUUAGGCUGUCCAAAGGAUGUGGAUUGGAAUUCAAAAGAUGUUUUAUUGCCGUCCGUAAAGAAUUGAAUGCGAUUAUUGUUAAAGGACAAGUUUCUUGGUCUUGUGUCUCGUAGAUCUAAUCUUUUAAACGCGUUGUUGAGACUGAUUUUUUAUUUUGUACUUUUAUAUGGUUUUUUUAAUUAUCGUAUUACGUUUUAAUCUGUGCCUGUGCCAUGUUUUUAUAUCAAAUUUUAUAUGUGAUAAAUGUAAGAUUUUAAUAUUUCGAGUGAGUAAACGAUAUACCUCAUCAGUUUUAAA
Planococcus citri (citrus mealybug) is the source of this 1878-nucleotide messenger RNA. Its product is annotated as serine/threonine-protein kinase grp-like. Gene Ontology annotation, cellular component: cytoplasm. Gene Ontology annotation, molecular function: ATP binding; protein serine/threonine kinase activity. Gene Ontology annotation, biological process: protein phosphorylation; DNA damage checkpoint signaling. The transcript is spliced from 10 exons. Bases 348 to 1694 code for a protein of 448 amino acids. Lineage: Eukaryota; Metazoa; Arthropoda; Insecta; Hemiptera; Pseudococcidae. The record is from RefSeq and is a predicted model, not a curated record.